GAGUUUUUGCGGCGCGGUCAUUGACGAAUUGUCGAAUGAACUCAGAGAAGCUCUUGACAAAGAUGCUGCCGAUUUUGCGGAGCGGAAGCGGCUUGAGUUGGAAAGUGCAGCGGCCGAUGUGUCGACGCGGCGCAUGUUCAAUGUGCUGAAGCCUCUCUAUAAGCCCGCCCAGCAGUCGGCAGCAUGCGCGAAGAAAGCAGAUGGCACUGUCACGUUGUCAGCCUCUGAAACAAAGCGCGAAAUAGCCGAGCAUUUUGCCAUGUUGUUGCAAGGUGGCCACAUUACCAUGCGUGACUUGAUAGAGAAAGAUCGGAUUGACAACCUCGUCGUUGCAGAUCGCACAGUUGACGCAAUUGACUUCGGCCUCGCCCCGAGCAUUUCGGAGGUUGCUUGCAUUUUUGCACGCAUGAGGCCCAUGGUUGGAAUAUCUGGAGAUUGCAGUGGGUCCGAACUGUCCAUGGCUGCGCCUCUUGAGACUGCCCGGUUGUUCCACCCGCUCGUCUUCAAGUCAGUGGUUUCUCUGCAGCCGCCUUUGCAGUGGAAAGGGGGGCGUCUGUUUGAGAUAUACAAAGGGAAAGGGGCUAUGACCGAGAUCCCGUCUUACAGGGACGUGACCAUUUGCGAGGCGGCGUCCAAGUCGCUGUCCCUCCACAUGCGGCCACGUGGGAUGCCCGUCCUUGCAGCGACGAGUUCAAACUUGCAGUUUGGAGGUGGUUUCAGAGGAGGGUCAACGGAGUUUGCCCACCUGUACAUGGUGGCGUGCAUGGACGUUGCCAGGGCUAAGACGCUAUCCUUUGGUGCUUUGUUCGUUGACUUGCAAGCGGCAUUUGCUAGCAUUGCGAGGCUUCUUGCUUUUCCCGCGCCGCCGGCGUCAAUGGACGCAUUUGUCGCCAGACUCUUGGCUGCAGGAUUUUCUGCCGAGGACGCCGCGGAAAUCGUCGAGGGCCUCUGUGCCUACGAGCAUUGGACCGCGAGCGGAGGCACGACGCAUUAUCUCGCGAUGCUGAGUAAGCUGCACAGACAGUCCUGGUUCGCUAUGGAAGGCGUCGCAGGGUGCCUGCAGACUACAUCCGGGAGUCUUGCUGGUAAUGCUCUUGGGGACUUUGUGUUCCUCCUCGCCUUUAGCCGCGUGGUCCGCGCUGUCGAGUUGCGCCUUGCUGCUGCCGGUUUGCUGUUCGAACUCCCAGCGGAACCGUUGAUCCCCGGGUUCGGCGUUGAGCCGGCGAACGGGCGGCCCGCGGAGCCAGUGCAACUUGGCGCAGCCGGUCAUAUGGAUGAUGUCGUCCAGCCAUUGUUUGGGCAGGCUUACGAGAUCGUGGAUAAAAUGAAGGCGCAGCGGCAGCUGUUCGGCGAUGCCGGGGGCCUCAUUCAAUUCGAGACUCGCGGCGUGCAGCGCCAGCUGGUUGCCACGGCCCAGUACAAGCACGUUGGUGCGCUUACUUGUUCCGCGGAUUCGAUGCACCCAGAGAUCACAGCCAAAGUCG
Molecule: messenger RNA, 1484 nt
Organism: Prorocentrum cordatum
Lineage: Eukaryota; Dinophyceae; Prorocentrales; Prorocentraceae
Source: the annotation of a GenBank genome assembly